This is a messenger RNA of Babesia microti strain RI, 915 nucleotides long. RefSeq names its product DnaJ homolog subfamily C member 8. Lineage: Eukaryota; Apicomplexa; Aconoidasida; Piroplasmida; Babesiidae. The transcript has 5 exons. The coding region runs from base 1 to 915 and encodes 304 amino acids. The record is from RefSeq and is a predicted model, not a curated record.
AUGAAUGCUUCUGGUAAUAAUGAGAAGGACGGUGCUAAUGAUAAGCCUGAAUCUGAUGAUCAAUAUUCAGAACCAAAUUACAGGAAAUUAGAUUCACAAGAUAAUCACAGUUCAAAUACUAGCAAUUCUAACAAUGAUGAAAAUAAUAUUGGUGAUGUCGACGAAAUCUUCGGCAGUUUUAUGAAUGAAAUAGAUAGUAUACGAAAUAGUAAAAAUGAGAGUCGAUUGGAUAAAAAAAUGGACUCAAACGGUCAUGUAAUCCGACUCAUAUCGCAAGCGUUCCCCUCUCCCUAUCAAGUUUUGGGAGUCGGCCCUGAUGCCACAAUUGAUGAUAUCAAAAGGGAAUUUAGGAAUAUUUCCCGCUACAUACACCCCGAUAAAUGCCGCCACCCCAGGGCUCAAGAGGCUUUUCACAUUUUAAAAAAGGCGUAUGAGGAUAUUCACAAAGAAGAGAUUAGGGAAAAGUACAAGACUGUGUUUGAUUUCGCUCGUAAAAUUGUGUACAAGAAACAUGGCAUUAAACCAUCCGCUAACAACAUAGAUUUGGUACUUGCUGGCUUUGGACCAGAGGGGCAGAAGGCAAUGGAAAAGGAAAUUUAUGCCGAAUGUGAUGCCAUAUUGCAAAGGCAAGCCGACAGGAAGGAGUAUGCAGAAAGAACUUUGAAGGCCAAUAUUGAAUAUGAAAAGCGGAAAAUAAGCGAAAUCAUGCUACUUGAGCGCAUCCAAAUGUACGAAAGAAUGGAAUGGGACAAAACCAUUGACAUGCGUGUCAACAGUUGGCGUAAUUUCCAGGACCAGGUAGAUACAAAGCAGGUCAAGUUCAACGCCUUUAGGGGCGUGGAUACCAAGAAAGAGGAAAGGUCGGCACAGCAUCAAGAAGCGCUCAAACACGUUACCAAGAGACGCAAAUAUUAG